AUUACUGCCCAGGCGGUGCGGGCAGCAGGGUCCUGCGGCAGCUCGUCCCGCCGGGAAGGUACUUGGCAGCCCGGCCGCCAUCGUUAGGCUUCAGGGUACACGGGCGCGGCGGGCGGCAGGACCCGGGGGCGCGGCCCCGCCCCGCCCCGAGGACACGCCCCCCCAGGCCUGGCCCCUGCUCCUGGCUCUAGAGCCGAAGCGCGGGUCCCAGCGCUCGCCUAGUGAGGUCACUUCCGGAGCGGGCCGGAAGCGGCAGGCGGGCGGCCGGGUUUGAAUCGCACGGCGCCGCGCCGCGCCUUGUCCCGGCCCCGGUCCGCUCGCCAUGCCCAUCCGCGCGCACUGCACUAUCUGCUCCGACUUCUUCGACAACGAGCGGGACGUGGCGGCCGUGCCGUGCGGACACACCUUCCACCGCGCCUGUCUCUUCCAGUGGUUUGAUACAGCACCAAGCCGGACUUGCCCACAAUGCAGAAUCCAGGUCAGCAAAAGACACAUCAUCAACAAGCUGUUUUUUGAUGUGGCACUGGAGGAGCAGACAGCACCAGAUGCAGAGACCUUGCAGAAUGAACUGGACAAGGUGAAGGCUCAGCUCUCUGUGAAAGAGAAAGAAAAGCGGGAAUGCCAGGCCAUUGUGGAUGGGCUGAGGGACACUCUGGAUGUGCGCAAUGCCACCAUAGAGUCGCUCCAGAAGGUGCUGGGAGAGACAGAGAUGCUGUGCUCCUCUCUCAAGAAGCAGAUGAAAUUCCUGGAGCAGCAGCAGGAGGAUAACAGAAGUUCAAAGGAGGAGGCCCGCCGCCUGCGGAACAAGCUGAGAACCAUGGAGCGGAUUGAGCUGCUGCUUCAGAGCCAGCGCCCUGAAGUGGAGGAGAUGAUCAGAGAGAUGGGAGUCGGGCAAGCAGCAGUGGAACAGCUCGCGAUCUAUUGUGUGUCGCUGAAAAAGGAAUAUGAAAACUUGAAGGAGGCUCGGAAGAUCUCUGGUGAGAUGACAGAGAAGCUGAAGAAGGAGCUGUUUUCUGUCAAUAACAAGCUCCAGAAAACUGCUUCAGAAUUGGAGAAGACAGAGGAGGAGUUAAAAAGCACCCAGAAGGAUCUGAAAAAUGCGGACAAGGAGAUCUUGAGUUUGAAGAAGAAGAUAGACAUCCUGCAGGACACUCUGAAGGUCCCAUCUGUAACCAGAGAGACACUCAGUCGGCUGGUGUUUGAAAGCCCUGCUCCCGUGGAACUGCGGCAACCAAAGCUCCAUCGCCCGGCCCACACUGAUGAGAUCAAUCUAGAUGCUACUUUUGAUGUGGACACCCCUGAACAUCAGCCCUGCAGAUGUCUCUGCAGCCCUGCAAAAAGGCCGAAGCUGGAUAAAAAAACGCCUCCCGUGGUAAAUCUGGCGAAGAAAGUUCUGAAGGAAACAAUGGAGAACUGGGCAGAUGAUCUGGAGGAUGAUGCUCUUAAAGGACUCCUGCCAGGAUUCAUCAGGAACUCUGUUAUCUCCAAGAAGCCAUCUUCGGGCAGCUUGCUGGCUCUCCCCAAGAACACAGGCACUGUGAGGAUGGGGUAUGAUGGCUUGGGAGGCAGAACAAAGUUCAUACAGCCUACAAACCUGGCAGAAAUCCGCCCGUUAGCAGUGAGGAACAAGAAGAAGGUCUCCAGGCCUGCGUCUGCAGCUCCCUCUGCAUCGUCCUCCAGCAGCAGCCAGGCCAGACUGGACAGUUUCCUGCAGUAAGAGCAUCUGGGAGCGGCUGGGCAGCGGCUGCAGGGCUGAGCGCGGAGCCCAGAGCCUGGCAUGGAGCAACACGCAACCACCGCUGUGCAGGGGCUGUUUGCAAAGCACUGAUGCUGCGUUGUGGGAGAGAUGAGCUGCCCUGGGGAGAAUCCUGGCCCUGCAGCAAGCUGACAGGAGACCAAGCCUCUGCCUAAUGCUUGGACCGAUUUACCCCCCUCGUUUUACUCCUCCUUUCUCCUAUUUUCAUGCAGAAUAAACAGGUUUUUCGCACCUUCUGGCAUGCUCACGGCUGUGCAGUUGCUGUUGUGCUCUCUGAGUGCAGUUCUACCUGAUUUCUUGGAUGCAGCUGUGAGCUGGAGAUGCAGGAAGGGGAUCUGGGAUGUCAGUCUGGAGCAAGAGCCCAGAGAAGGGACCUGGACCAGCUCUACACCUGGUGUGAAUAGUUCCAAGAAAGUUUCCUGGAGGAAAAUGUGCGGAGGGCAGAGCAGUGCUGGCCUGCCUUGCUGCAGGGUGGUUGUAUAUUCAUCAUCAAAUUGAACACCUUCCCUCUGUAGGCCUGUGUGGGCUGGGGAGACUCACACCAAACCUGGGGGCUGUUCUGCCUUGCGCUGGUUUGGGCCAUGAAGAUAACUGCAGUUUUGCAGCCUGGACACUGAAAUCGCUGACCUGGCAAAGAGGGUGUUGGGGGUGACUCCCUGCCCUGCUUGGAAACAGGGAGAUGUCACUUCUGUUCUUGGCAUGUGUUGGUGUGGAGCUUGUUUGUAUGGAUUUCUACUUUUUUUUAAAUGAGAUUGUAGGUGUUUUGUUCUUUUGUAACUUGCCUGCCUAGUAAUCUGAGGGUUUGGAAGGGCCUGAAGAAGUGCUGGAGAAUGACUUCCAUCGGGGGAGGGGGAUACUGGGGCUGAACCUGUCUGGGGUUCUUCAGCUGGAGAUGUGGGACAGGAGGUCUCCUCUUGCCCCAUGGCUGAAGUGGAGCUGUUCAAGCUGCAAGGAGCAGACUUGGGUGAGGUACCUUGCUACCAAACUUUGUACUGUACAGAUUUGUGAUGUUUCCAACUUCCAGCUGCUUCAGGCUGGAAGCCUCAGUACCUGGGUUGGCUAAAAACAUGUCUUUAGGGAAUAAAACAUACUGCUGUGCACACUUGUUAGCA
Columba livia (rock pigeon) is the source of this 2868-nucleotide messenger RNA. RefSeq names its product TRAF interacting protein (gene TRAIP). NCBI's taxonomy places the organism in Eukaryota, Metazoa, Chordata, Aves, Columbiformes, Columbidae. The record is from RefSeq and is a predicted model, not a curated record. Gene Ontology annotation, cellular component: nucleus; site of DNA damage. The transcript is spliced from 15 exons. Gene Ontology annotation, molecular function: ubiquitin protein ligase activity; zinc ion binding. Gene Ontology annotation, biological process: protein ubiquitination; replication fork processing. Bases 323 to 1717 code for a protein of 464 amino acids.